This is a messenger RNA of Prunus armeniaca (apricot), 738 nucleotides long. Lineage: Eukaryota; Viridiplantae; Streptophyta; Magnoliopsida; Rosales; Rosaceae. The record is from the annotation of a GenBank genome assembly.
AUGGAUCAAACUGAGUACCAUAGCCAAAACCAACAAAACUUGACUCAUAGUUACUACAUGUACAACUCCAUAGACAAUCAGCUUCUGAAAAAAGCUACCACGUUUUUGCUUUCAGUUUCUGUGGUUACUUUCUGCAUUCCCAACUCAUCUUUGCUUUCAUGCCUCCAUUCCCUCAACUUCUACUUCUCCACAUUCCCUUACCAGCUUUUCACCCACACCAUUGACAAGAACUGCAUGUUCCUCAUCUGCAAUUUGCUCUUGGUUGUCCUUGCAAAAUGCUCUGGCUUAAUCCGGUCCCCGUACCAGUCUCAUCGUACUAAUGAUGAAACCACCUUCAAGAAUAGAGAAGGUGGUUCCGGGUUCGAAUCGCCAAUGCUAGAGACUGAAGAACCAGCCAUGCAGAAGGAAGAUGUUAAAGUGGAAAGUAUGGAGUCAGCAGAACAUGUUGCUGCAGAAAAAGGACAACAAAGUGAGUCUUUGAUCAACCAGGUAGAAACAGAUGCAGAGAAAGCAGCUGAAGAAUAUAAAGAUCAAAAAGAACAAAAGCCAGAAAUCGAGUUUAUAGUCUCAGAAGAAGAAGAAGAAGAAGAAAAUGGAACACUUGCUGAAGAAGAUGAAGAUGGAAAUGGAAUGUCCAGUAGUAGCACUGAAGAAUUAAACAAGAAAUUUGAAGAUUUCAUUAGAAGAAUGAAGGAAGAAUUAAGGAUUGAAGCACAAAGACAACUAAUCAUGGUUUAA